AUGGCCCUGGCUGCGUCUUUCAACAUGACCGAUACACAGCCUGCCAUUGAAGGAGGAAUUUCUGAAGUUGAGAUCAUCUCCCACCAAGUAGAGGAAGAGAGGAAGAGCCUCACACGGGGGCCUCUGGGGGGCUUUGCCUACGGGGACCUGCCCCUGGCGCCUGUCGACCUCUCCGCCGCUGGUUCUCAGCUCCUGUCGAAUCUGGAUGAAGAAUACCAAAGAGAAGGGUCUGACUGGCUGAAGCCGUGCUGCGGGAAGAGGGCGGACGUAUGGCAGGUAUUUUUGCUCAGUGCAAGCCUCAACACUGUCCUGGUGGCCUGUGUCAUGUUGGUGGUGGUGCUGCUGACUCUGGAACUCCUAAUAGAUAUAAAGCUCCUCCAGUUUUCCAGUGCAUCCCAGUUCGCGGGUGUCAUCCACUGGAUCAGCCUGGCCAUUCUAUCCGUGUUCUUCUCCGAGACCGUGCUUCGGAUUGUGGUGCUGGGCAUCUGGGAUUACAUCGAAAAUAAAAUAGAGGUGUUCGACGGAGCCGUGAUCAUUCUGGCCUUGGCUCCCAUGGUCGCCUCCACAGUAGCCAACGGGCCCAGGAGCCCCUGGGACGCCAUCAGCCUCAUCAUCAUGCUACGCAUCUGGCGGGUGAAGAGGGUCAUCGACGCCUACGUCUUGCCAGUCAAGGUAGAGAUGGAGGCCGUCAUCCAGCAGUACGAGAAGGCCAAGGUCAUCCAGGACGAGCAGCUGGAGAGACUGACGCAGAUCUGUCAGGAGCAAGGGUUCGAGAUCCGGCAGCUGCGCGCGCACCUGGCGCAGCAGGACCUGGACCUGGCGGCCGAGCGGGAGGCGGCGCUGCGGGCCCCGCACGUGCUCAGCCAGCCGCGAGGCCGCUACCAGGUGGUGGAGGCGGGCGCGUGGGGCGAGGACACGGCGGCCGAGAGCGUCGUGGAGGAGCUGCGGCCGGCGCAAGAUGCUGUCGCAGACGACGACAUGAACAGCUACAUCAGUCAGUACUACAACGGCCCCAGCAGUGACAGCGGGGUUCCAGAGCCAGCAGCGUGUGUGCUCACCACGGCCGCCAUCGACGUCCACCAGCCAAACAUCUCUUCAGACCUCUUCUCGGUGGACGUGCCCCUGAAGCCGGGUGACCACGGUACCUGCGCCAGCAUCAUCUCGGACAGCAGUGCCCCCUCAUCCCAUAGCUCUGUCCCCCGGGCCCAAAGCGACAGCAGCCAGCCCCGCGGCUCCUCCACGGACUGCAGCACCGGGAAGGAGGAGCUGCUGUCGGAGCUGGGCCCGUGUCCCCAGACACGGCCGCCGCCCUCCCGCCAGAUGGCUGAGGCCACAGUCCAGGACCUGCUGUCCACCCUGACCAGGGACCUCUGCCCAGCCCAGAGGCCCUCGGACCCAGCCCCAGCUGCCCGGCCCAGCCCGGAGCUGGCCCAGCGAGUAAGUCUGUACAACCAGAAGAACCAAGAUGACAAGCUGGCUGUCCACCCGCUCCAGCCGGCCAUCCACCUGCUGCCCACUGCGCCUGCGCUGGAGGACAAGCUCAGAGCGCUGGAAUGCACAGAGCCAAAGCUCAGGAUCCCCGAGGGCUAG
Molecule: messenger RNA, 1590 nt
Organism: Dipodomys spectabilis (banner-tailed kangaroo rat)
Lineage: Eukaryota; Metazoa; Chordata; Mammalia; Rodentia; Heteromyidae
Gene: Tmem266
Product: transmembrane protein 266
Exons: 10
Coding region: 1-1590 (529 amino acids)
Biological process (GO): transmembrane transport; monoatomic ion transport
Cellular component (GO): plasma membrane
Molecular function (GO): monoatomic ion channel activity; voltage-gated channel activity
Source: RefSeq, a predicted model, not a curated record